Messenger RNA from Limulus polyphemus (Atlantic horseshoe crab), 1058 nucleotides. RefSeq lists its product as uncharacterized. The transcript is spliced from 5 exons. The record is from RefSeq and is a predicted model, not a curated record. NCBI's taxonomy places the organism in Eukaryota, Metazoa, Arthropoda, Merostomata, Xiphosura, Limulidae. Bases 1 to 774 code for a protein of 257 amino acids.
AUGUUUAAAAACUAUGCAGAAUCUUGCAGAACAAAAGAACACGCUUUUCACUUUGGGGCCGUUCAGAUUCGUUCCGAGACAGCCCUUGGUAGCAGUAUCCCAGAUUUAUUCAUCGCCCUCCUCGUCUUUGGACACGUGACUAGUAAUCCUGUCCUCAAGAAGAACGACAGGCUUCUGAUUUCUGAGCAAUCUUUCUCCCGGAAGCUUCAGGAGCCAUGUAGCGCUUACGACUUCUUAGGUGGCCAGAUAGCAUUCGUGGACAUGUUGAGACUUGAACAGGAGUUCGUGAGCACUCUGGAAGACAAGGCGAGGGAUAUGUUUACGUCGAUUGGAGAUUGUGCCAAUUUAACGUCCAUCCCUGACCCUUUAUAUUACAUUCCUGGCGUGGAACAACUGAAGAAUCUAACAUUUUCUCGGGCCUUGCAAGUGUUGGACGAGUUGAUUGUAAACUACACUGCACACGUUUAUUUUUCGAAGUCACAAGAAGAAAACAUUUCUUGCUACCGUAGCUACCAAGCGCAGGAAGUCGUCGUUAACCUGGAGCAAGUAAGAUGUUACCUCCUACACGUGGACCAAAUACGAGGGCAAAUAAUUGACGCCAACAGUUCAGCAAGGAAGAUUUUAAACACAAACAUGAUUGACUUAGCAGUGUGCUCCCUCCGGUUUUCUAGAGAUUGUUAUAUAUUUAAAGAUGUAACAACCCUAGCGGAGAUAUUAAACGGAUAUCUGGACAGUCAGAUUUCGCUGAACGAGGACGGAACUACUCCAACCUAAUGAAAAACUCUUGAAACCCCCUGGUGGCCAAACGGUGACUCAGAAAGUGUCCCGGACAUCAUAGACAUUCUUCCUUUUGCAUAUCAUCCUCCACGAACGCUCCAGUUUUCGCGAGGGAUUUAAAGUGAUCCGCGAAAUAUGAAUCCACACGAGAUGGAUGUUAAACAAAUGAUCAAAGUUCAGAUGAGAGAAUAUGGGUUAUAAAUAAAUCAGUUAUUUUUUUUCUUUGGGGGGGGGGGUACACGUGAAUAUUUUUCUGUAAAACUCCUAUGCUUUUGUUAGUC